AUGCCGCCGUACACCAUUGUCUACGUCCCAGUUCCAGGGCGCUGUGAGGCCAUGCGCAUGCUGCUGGCUGACCAGGGCCAGAGCUGGAAGGAGGAGGUGGUUACCAUAGAUGUCUGGCUUCAAGGCUUGCUCAAGCCUACUUGUCUGUAUGGGCAGCAACCCAAGUUUGAGGGUGGAAACCUUGCCCUUUACCAAUCUAAUGCUGUCUUGAGGUACCUGGGCGGCUCUUUAGGGCUUUAUGGGGAAGACCAGAGGGAGGCCGCCCUGGUGGAUAUGGUAGGUGAUGGGGUGGACGACCUUCGCUGCAAAUAUGGUACCUUCAUCUACACUAACUAUGAGAAUGGUAAGGAUGACUAUGUGAAGGCCCUGCCUGGGCAUCUGAAGCCUUUUGAGACCUUGCUGUCCCAGAACCAGGGAGGCAAAGUUUUCAUCGUGGGUGACCAGAUUGCCUUUGCCGAUUACAACUUGCUGGACCUGCUGCUGGUCCACCAAGUGCUGGCCCCUGGCUGCCUGGACAACUCCCCCUGCUCUCUGCCUAAGUGA
Messenger RNA from Rattus rattus (black rat), 543 nucleotides. Its product is annotated as glutathione S-transferase P-like. The record is from RefSeq and is a predicted model, not a curated record. Gene Ontology annotation, molecular function: glutathione transferase activity. The transcript has a single exon. Gene Ontology annotation, biological process: glutathione metabolic process. The coding region runs from base 1 to 543 and encodes 180 amino acids. Lineage: Eukaryota; Metazoa; Chordata; Mammalia; Rodentia; Muridae. Gene Ontology annotation, cellular component: cytosol.